Molecule: messenger RNA, 1758 nt
Organism: Polypterus senegalus (gray bichir)
Lineage: Eukaryota; Metazoa; Chordata; Cladistia; Polypteriformes; Polypteridae
Gene: mrto4
Product: MRT4 homolog, ribosome maturation factor
Exons: 8
Coding region: 62-775 (237 amino acids)
Biological process (GO): ribosomal large subunit biogenesis; nuclear-transcribed mRNA catabolic process; ribosomal large subunit assembly
Cellular component (GO): nucleolus; preribosome, large subunit precursor
Molecular function (GO): RNA binding
Source: RefSeq, a predicted model, not a curated record
CGGAAGUUGGCGGACCCAGUGGGGCCUUUCGUAAUGCUGGAGUACAACGUGGGUUGCAAUCAUGCCGAAAUCCAAGCGAGAUAAAAAAAUAUCCUUAACAAAAACAGCAAAGAAGGGAUUAGAAGCAAAACAAAAAUUAAUUGAAGAGCUGCGUAAAUGUGUGGAUACAUACAGGUAUCUCUUCAUAUUUUCUGUUGCCAAUGUGAGGAAUAGCAAAUUAAAAGUUAUCAGGACAGCAUGGAAGCACAGCAGGUUUUUCUUUGGAAAAAACAAAGUAAUGAUGGUUGCUUUGGGAAAAGGAUGUGAAGAUGAGUACAAGGAUAAUUUGCACAAGAUCAGCAAGCGUUUGAGAGGAGAGGUCGGCCUAUUAUUUACUAACAAAACCCGUGAAGAUGUUCAAGAGUACUUCAACCACUUUAAGGAGAUGGACUUUGCCCGUGCAGGAAAUAAGGCCAGCAUGAAUGUGACUCUGGAUGAGGGACCACUUGAAAAGUUUCCUCACUCUAUGGAGCCUCAGUUACGGCAGCUUGGACUUCCCACAGCUCUGAAGAAAGGGGUUGUAACAUUGUUGUCCGAUUAUGAAGUUUGUAAAGAAGGAGAUGUUCUGACUCCAGAGCAGGCACGGAUUCUAAAACUCUUUGGAAUCCAAAUGGCAGAAUUUAAGGUGAAUAUAAGAUGUAUGUGGAAUUCAGAGACUGGGGAAUAUGAGCAGCUAAGUGAAGAAACUGAGGAAGAGGAAGAAGAACAGGAAAUGGAUGAAGAUGUUGAUGAGUGAAGGACAGAUGGAAUCUCCCUGUUCAGUCACAACCAACUGUCUUAGUGUUGAGCAUGAACACUUUGUUAAAACAGGGUUUUAUAUAAAAGCCUAACUUUCAUUUUUGUAUAAAUGUGCUGGUGGUUAAACAAAAGGAAAACUGACAGCGAUGUGGACUUUGAUCUGCUGAGCCUUUGCACUGAUCAGCAAUACCCAUAUUAAUUCCCAGCAUAAAUGACUCGUUUGGUGGUUGGCGUUUACAACCUGACAUUUUGUACUGAGAUAAUAAUCAGAAACUUGAAUAUAAAGGAAUCUACAAGCGAAACAAAAUUUUCCUAAUGAUAACUCUGACCCAUAUGUAAUUUGUUACACAUUUGUCUAGAAAUCAAGGCAGGUGGAAAGUUUGUUGUUUGUUUGGCUUAUUUUUUUCUUGGAAACUUUACAUCUUAGAGGGUUUUAUGAGCUUGGCAAUGUGUUUAUUUUCCCUCUGUGGAUCUUUGUUCCAAGAAGCCAUAAAGGAGAAAGAUCAGCAUGAUUUUUAUGAUGGACAGUGCUGUCUGGUAUGAAUUAUAUUAUGAAUGGAUUCAUGUUUCAUUACACUGUAGUUUUAGAUAUAGAAUGUUUUUUGCAACCUCAGUCUGACUUUUCUAGGGGAAAUAACACCUUGGAAAUCUGCUGUCAACAUGUAGCAAGACUGUAAAAAGAUUUGAAUAUUCAGUACAACCAAGCACAUGGUACCCAUGUAAUCAAAAUACUGUUUGAAUUUCAUCAUUAUUUGUGUUUGCCAUACUCAAACCAAAGUCAGUUUCUUUUAUUUUCAACAGUUGCUACUUGUCAAUAAAUGAAAUUUACUUGUUUAAAAAAAAUUACAAGAUAUUGUGGGAGGGCAAAAACUAAACUCUAAUCAAACCGAGGUUCUCAAAUUCAGUCAUAAAAGUAACACCGUGGCGGUAGGUUUUUAUUCCAACUGGUUUCCUAAAUAAAUAGGCUAGCUCGUUAAAUAA